UUUUCGUCUGUAGAUCUGCUUUUGUUUUCUUCUUCUUUGGAAUUCUCUUCGAAUUAACAGGAUGUCUGGCCGUGGCAAAGGAGGCAAAGGGUUGGGCAAGGGCGGAGCUAAGCGGCACCGGAAGGUUCUCCGGGAUAACAUCCAAGGCAUAACCAAGCCGGCGAUUCGAAGAUUGGCUCGCAGAGGCGGCGUGAAGAGGAUCAGCGGUUUGAUUUACGAGGAAACACGUGGCGUCCUCAAAAUCUUCCUGGAGAACGUCAUCCGUGACGCCGUCACCUAUACUGAGCACGCCAGGCGUAAGACGGUCACCGCCAUGGAUGUCGUCUACGCCCUCAAGCGGCAGGGAAGGACUCUUUACGGUUUCGGUGGUUAAGUUGAUAUUAGGCUGUAAUUAGUUACCUGCUCUGUAAAUCCUUUGCACUGGAUUGUUGUUUUAUGGCUUUUGUUUGGCAAGUAGUGUGAUGAUGUUCUAAUAUCAGUGUCUUCAAUUAGAAUGUAUUAUUGUUUAAAUC
Messenger RNA from Hibiscus syriacus, 512 nucleotides. RefSeq names its product histone H4. Gene Ontology annotation, biological process: nucleosome assembly. NCBI's taxonomy places the organism in Eukaryota, Viridiplantae, Streptophyta, Magnoliopsida, Malvales, Malvaceae. Gene Ontology annotation, cellular component: nucleosome. The record is from RefSeq and is a predicted model, not a curated record. The coding region runs from base 62 to 373 and encodes 103 amino acids. Gene Ontology annotation, molecular function: DNA binding; structural constituent of chromatin; protein heterodimerization activity. The transcript has a single exon.